Molecule: messenger RNA, 2141 nt
Organism: Brassicogethes aeneus
Lineage: Eukaryota; Metazoa; Arthropoda; Insecta; Coleoptera; Nitidulidae
Source: the annotation of a GenBank genome assembly
UUUCCGCAAGCGCCUGCGCAAAUAAUAAACGCGCCACAUGUUUCAAUUCAUUCAUUUGUGUAUUUUUGGAUGCUCUUGGGAAAAUAAGUUUAAGUGAAACCUCAUAACAUAAGAGUGAAACCAUUUAAUGUAAUUAUGUCGAAUAUGAAGUACAUUUUGGUUACGGGUGGUGUAAUUAGUGGGGUUGGUAAAGGUGUUAUAUCAAGUACAUUUGGUGCUAUUCUAAAGAGCUGCGGAAUCGAAGUUACCUCCAUUAAAAUUGAUCCAUACAUAAAUUUGGAUGCUGGCACGUUUUCUCCUUAUGAACAUGGUGAAGUUUAUGUUCUUGAUGAUGGAGGUGAAGUCGACUUGGAUUUGGGAAACUACGAGCGAUUUCUUAACAUAACAUUACAUAAACAAAAUAAUAUUACCACAGGGAAAAUCUACAAACAAGUUAUUGACAGGGAAAGACAGGGAGAUUAUCUUGGAAAAACUGUUCAAGUGGUGCCACAUGUCACAGAUGCAAUUCAAGAAUGGGUUGAACGAGUUGCACAAAAGCCUGUCUCAGAGACAGGUAAAAUCCCAGAAGUCUGUAUAAUUGAAUUAGGAGGAAUUGUUGGAGACAUUGAAAGCAUGGCUUUUGUUGAAGCAUUCCGACAGUUUCAGUUCAGAGUAAAAAGAGAAAAUUUUUGUGUUGCACAUGUUUCAUUGGUUCCACAGCCUAAAACAACAGGGGAGCAUAAAACUAAACCCACACAAUCUUCUGUUAGAGAACUUAGAGGUUUGGGUUUGUCUCCUGACAUUAUUGUUUGUCGUUCAGAAAAACCAAUUGGUCAAAGUGUAAAAGAUAAAAUUUCGAAUUUCUGUCAUGUGGCUCCAGAACAAAUUAUAAGCAUUCCCGAUUUAUCUUCUGUUUAUGAAGUACCAGUAUUUAUGGAAAACCAUGGAAUGGCAUCUUAUCUCAAUGAACGUCUAAAACUUGGCCUGACAUUUGGUUCAAGCAAAAGAUACAUGAAACCAUGGAUUGACCUAAGUGAGAGGAUGAACCAUCUUAAGGGUGAAGUUGUUAUUGCAAUAGUUGGUAAAUACACACGUCUUGAAGAUUCCUAUACUUCAGUUACUAAAGCUUUACAUCAUGCUGGUAUAAAAGCUGGAUUCAAGGUUAUUAUUAAGUUUAUUGAGGCUUCAAAUUUGGAGAAUACAAUGCUACAAGAUGACCCUGUUGCCUAUCAUGAUGCCUGGCAUACUUUAUGCCUUUGCGAUGCUGUGGUUGUUCCUGGAGGUUUUGGAAAACGUGGUGUGGAGGGAAAGACAGUGGCUUGCAAAUGGUGUAGAUUAAAUAAAAAGCCAUUCCUAGGUAUUUGUUUGGGUUUCCAGUCGGCUGUUAUCGAAUUUGCCCGCAAUGUUUUAAAUAUUCAAAAUGCAAAUUCCUCAGAAAUUGAUGACAAAUUAGAAAACCCAGUCAUUUUGGAUAUGCCCGAGUACAAUACCAGUGAAAAGGGAGGCACUAUGAGGUUGGGAAAGAGAGCUACAAUGUUUAGAAUUAAAGAAAAUAGUAAAAUAAACCAACUCUAUGGAAAUAAAGACACCAUCUAUGAACGACACCGGCAUAGAUAUGAAGUCAAUACAGCAUACUUGAAUGAUUUGGAAAAGAAUGGAUUAAAGUUUGUUGGUUGCAGUUUGGAUCAACAACGUCUUGAAAUAUUUGAGUUGGAUAACCAUCCAUAUUAUGUGGGUGUUCAGUACCAUCCUGAGUACCUCUCAAGGCCAUUAAAUCCAUCCCCACCAUUCUUGGGGCUUAUUUUAGCUGCCAAAGACAAAUUGAAAAGUUAUUUGUCUAAGGGUUGUAAGUUGUCACCAAGAGAACCACAAUCUGAGUACUAUGACUCUGAAGAAGAGGAAAUAAAUGAAUUAACAGUGACAGUAAACAAUCUGUCUGCAAAUGAUACCGAUAGUAGCGCUUACAGCAGUUCUAGUAUACCUUAAGUUAAAAUAUAUCUUUAGAUUAAAUUAUGUGAUCCAUGAUAGAUUUUAUCAUAUUUCCAGUUUUUAUUUUCUUCAUAUAAUAGAAUUUAUUUUCUGUAAAUUUUAUUUUCUCAUAAAUGUAUUUGAUGUAAAGAUGUUUUAAUAAAAUUAUUCUAAAUAUACCUAAUGUCACGGCG